Messenger RNA from Cornus florida, 519 nucleotides. RefSeq lists its product as uncharacterized. Lineage: Eukaryota; Viridiplantae; Streptophyta; Magnoliopsida; Cornales; Cornaceae. The transcript is spliced from 3 exons. Gene Ontology annotation, molecular function: nucleic acid binding. The record is from RefSeq and is a predicted model, not a curated record. Bases 1 to 519 code for a protein of 172 amino acids.
AUGACCUAUGCAAAGGGUUGUACAGAUUAUCAAAAGCACGGCCCAAUGCAGUUGGUUCCAGCAAUAGAGAUGCAAUUGUUGGUUAAACCGUGGCCUUUUAGAGGUUGGGCCAUGGACUUAAUCGGCAAGAUUAAUCCUCUAUCUUCAAAGGGUCAUCAUUGGAUAAUUUUAGUUACCGAUUAUUUCACUAAAUGGGUAGAAGCCGAGGAAUAUGUCUCAUUAACUCAUAACACGAAACAAUCGUUGUCGAUAAUGGAUCUGUGUUUCGAGCAAAUGAAGUAUUAUAACUCGGCCGUGAUAUAUAAGCCAAGGCGUUGGCAUGAAACCCUUUCAGAAGCUUUGUGGGCUUACAGAAAUUCGAAGCGAACAAGUACAGGAACAACUCCUUAUCGGUUUACAUUUGGCCACAACGCUGUGUUGCAGAUGGAGUUAAAUGUAAAAUCGGCAAGAGUAGCUUUACAACACAAUCUUAUACCUGCCGAUUACAACGAAGCUAUGCUUGCCGAGUUAGAAAUUUAG